Molecule: messenger RNA, 1984 nt
Organism: Anguilla rostrata (American eel)
Lineage: Eukaryota; Metazoa; Chordata; Actinopteri; Anguilliformes; Anguillidae
Exons: 6
Coding region: 349-1983 (544 amino acids)
Cellular component (GO): membrane
Molecular function (GO): cytokine activity; growth factor activity
Source: RefSeq, a predicted model, not a curated record
GAGGAGGUCUUAUAAGCAGAAGCACCAGAGAAGGCAGUCAGUCUCUCUAUGUUACUGUCUUGCUCUCUCACUCCUAAAGAAAGCGGUGUAGAUUGCCAAUAUGAUCCCCGACUGUUGGGGAAACUCAUGAGGUGGUAGGGAGUUGGCUUCAAGAACUUUCUUUUUUUGGGGGGGAGGGUUGGAAUUGGCAGAUUUGCUCAGAUAGACAGCAAGUCGCUUGAUGCAGAGCUAAUUAAAUAAACAAACAACAACAACAACGACAACAAUACAAAUAAAAAAAGAUUAUAUGCCUGCUCCAAUGAAUCUAAAAGAAGACACUGCUCUUCUCUAUUUAAAUAGGUGAGCCAGAUGACAACACACAAAUCAAUCAACAUUCUGUGCAAAGUCAAGGUUAAGGGCCUGUGUUUAGUUCUCCUCUGUCUCCAUCUGACCGUGGCUGACGUCCCUGGUCCCUGCAGGUACUCAGUGAGGAAGGAUCACCUGGACACAGUCAGGCGUCUGGUAAGACACCUGAGGGGAAAGGCUGAGAACCAGUUGAAAAAUGGAUGUUCAAUAACAUAUACAUUUACUGAGCAGGGGAAUCUGAGUGACACGUGUUACAUCAAAGCUGCAUUUCCCCAAAUUCUAGAACUUAUCGACACUCACUUCAGAUUUGCCAGGAGCUCAGACAAUGGACGCUAUGUAGAGGCCAUGAAAGCGCUGAUGCACAACAUGUACUCACAAAAGUGCAUCCCACCAAUCAAUGUGGAGCUUGAGGACGAUCCAGCAAAGUUUUCCAAAACCCACAGAGGUUCACCCAGAGAAGCACUGAACAAAGUUCUGGAGGUCUUCUCACUCUACCUGGAGCUAAUGUCCACUAGAAACAUACCAGUGGACUGGAGCUGUGAGGAAGAGUAUGCUAAGGAUGAACCCCAAUUCACCACACCCCUCUCCCAGACCACAGGUGCUGCUGAGUGCCAAUGCUUUAAUCCCACUGUGGAUUAUGGGGACUCUCAUCUGGUGUCUAUGACAGACUCCAGCCUUCCCUCACAGACCCCUGAAAUCCAAUCCUUUUCCUCUGAGGCUUCUGGAUGGGACCCACUGUUGCAGGGGACCCUUGAACCCGUGGCUGUCCACUGGGAAAUGGGGAGUACCAGCUUCAAAAUGGCCCAUGGUACAGACUCAGGAAACAGGCAGAAGGGUGGGGUCUUUAUUCCAUCUGCCGAGUUGCCGUUGCUCACAGCUGUUGGUGCUAAGCAUUCAACUGGGCUGAGCUCCACAUCCUCUUUUAAAAUGAUGGCAUUUCCCCCUAUGAAGGAGACCCGACCAUUUGGCACUGAAUCUGACACUAGCUCUGUCUUUUCUGAAGCCAUACACUACAGGUCACAGGAAGGCACUAGUGUUAUGGAAUUAUCUGUCAGCACUACUGAUUUGGGGGAGCAGUCCAUGAGUACAGCAUCGGGCAUUUCUAGGGAUCCUGCCCGAAGUACUAGUAGAACAAACAAUGUGGUGACAGAUUUGCCUGUAAGCCACACAUCCUUUGGGCCAAGGGUCGCCACCAUCCCCUCACAGGUGUUUGUAGGCAAUCCGUCCACACCUGUCCCGCUGCAGGAGUUUCAGGUGGAGGGGACCCCCAGGAGGCCGCGGGCUAAUGCACCGGUCCUGCUGGCCAAGCGAUCAGUAAAACCCAGACAGGACAGGUCACGAGCGGAUCUGUCGACCAACCCAGCCUAUCCCCAGAGAGCAACUACUUCCACCUCUCAGCUACCGCCCGCCAUUUCCAUGAUGAUAGCCAGAGAGAAAGACACUCCAAAGACUUGGUUGAGUGAUGACACUGGGCAGUUGCGUGGUCUGCCCACACCUGCAGUUCGCCCAACCCCCUCGCCUGACCCGGAACUCGAGGCACUUUUCCGCAAGACCGCUAACAAUGAUGUAGUGGGCUCAGGUAGAGUAUGGCCACCCCAGAUUGUUCUCUCCUUUGUGUCUUACCGAUGGCUUCUCUGAA